This is a messenger RNA of Botrytis byssoidea, 1134 nucleotides long. RefSeq lists its product as uncharacterized. The transcript has 3 exons. The record is from RefSeq and is a predicted model, not a curated record. Bases 1 to 1134 code for a protein of 377 amino acids. Lineage: Eukaryota; Fungi; Ascomycota; Leotiomycetes; Helotiales; Sclerotiniaceae.
AUGCCUUCACGACAGAGUGAGAUUGGACAGAGGGAUAUGCCAUCGGGCGAAUCAGACAGGCGACAGUCGAGGUUGGAGGAAAUUCGAGGGGGGCUAAAUUCGUUGUUUUCGGGACGAUCAAGCGCUGAGGCUAGGAGUCCUUCCCCAGAAAGUCCUAAAGCUCCACGAUUAGUUGGCCUUAGCAAUCUGCCAUCAACGCGAAUCCAUAUUCCGGGCCUUACCAUAAGUCGAAGCUCGACGCGCCGAAACUCUGCCGCUGCUGAACCAAUAUUACCUCGACAUGAAGAACGUCGUCCACCACCUGUCGCGACUCGUUCCAAUAGUAGACUCUCACAAUCCACACAAUUUCCAGCAGUUUCGUCUCCUAUUUCGACAAUACCACCUCGAGUGCGAAGACGAUCGGAGCGCAGGUUUCUUAGUGUAGAUCCUGCUGAGCAGCAUCUAGCCGACUUAGCAGAUAGUGGUAGAAGAAGAAGAAGGGUAACUCCAAGGGGAACGCAAGAAAGUGGAAGAGGGUCUGCGCCAAGAAUCCGGAACAAAAGAAUACGCCAAAAAAUAUUGCAUUCCUUAAUAUCUGGGCUGUUUCUCGUUCUAGUGCUCACGAUAUAUCUUACAUUGGCAUUGUCAAAUAAGGAUGAGAGCCAAGAAUUUCACGUUCUCUUAAUUUUGAUUAUUUUGAUAAUUACUAUCUUCUUCUGCCAUUCUUUAAUUUGCCUUUGUAUGAUGAUCUUAAAACCGCCGAUAGAGGGAGAACCAAAUCCACGACGUCUUCCAUCGAUGGUUGGACCUGGAGGUUAUGCCGAAACCUCAGUCCCUAUACCAGUCGCACUCGCCAGAGAUGAAGAAGCAGCAGGUAUUGAGAGUCAAGCUACGAAAAUGCCUCCUCCAGCUUAUGGAUUAUGGAGAGAGUCGGUGAGGGUUGAUCCAAAUCGGAUUUUCUGGCAAAGAAAUGAAGCAGCAUUAAAUCGUUCCAUCUCUCGAAUAUCCGAACGACCCUCGACAGCUAAUCGUCCCCCGUCAUAUAUGUCUGAUGAUGGCAUUGAUUAUGUAAUCGAGGCAGCACCUCGUUCAACGGUUACGGGAGAAGACGUAUUACCUCGACAUCCAGCUGAUCGAUCGGAAUGGCCUCGUUAA